UCUCUCCCACCGCCAGAAAAACCACUCACCACCCACAACACAUGGCUCACCAAGAUCCCACCACCAACACCACCACCACCACCCACAUGGUCGCCGCAUCGCGCUGGCCGCCUCGCCGGAGAGCCAUCCCCCUCCGGCGGCGGAAGCUCCCGACCGUCCGGCUCGGUGGGAAGAGGCCGGGGCGGGGGCUCUUCUUGCUGAAGAUGUGGAGGAAGAUGAGGCUGAGGUGUCUCAAGCUGCAAUACUCGUGCAUGCUGAAGAAGCUCAAGGAGUAUUACAGGUCUCUGAUCGCCGACAUCAUCGAAGCCGGCGUCUCAUUGGAGACGUUCCAGCAGAGGCUGUUGAUGGAGACGACCUGCGCCGUUCCGGUCAUGGCGUUCAAUAGCUUCCCUACGGUGGCCAGACACAGAGCCAUUAUCAUGUAAACUUUCCCAUUUUGAACCUCCUUUGUUCUGGGGUUGUAUGAAUCAAUCUUGCGCAUGCUCUCGGGAAUAGCUCUCUAUGGAAAAUUUUUCUUUGGUUUUUGUUUUUCGAUGAGCAGCAAGGAGGAAAUAAUGUAAUAUAUUUCUUUUAAACCUAUAAGAAAAAUGAGUGUUUCCUUA
Molecule: messenger RNA, 602 nt
Organism: Syzygium oleosum
Lineage: Eukaryota; Viridiplantae; Streptophyta; Magnoliopsida; Myrtales; Myrtaceae
Exons: 1
Coding region: 42-425 (127 amino acids)
Source: RefSeq, a predicted model, not a curated record